AUGGACGACCAGUUUGGAGGCCGGACGGACGACGAUCUGUUCUACGACGACUUCGAGCCCGUCGACUCUGAGGCCGUCUUGAUCACCGAAGAGCCGUACAUCGCGCCUUACACGCAGCCCGCGCCAGCUGCCGAACCAGCUCCAGAGCCGGCUCCUACACCAGAUCCAGCUCCUGUCCAGGCUCCAACUCCCGCUGCUGCACCAUCCCAGCAGAGUCAAACUCCUCCAUCCUCCAAGCCGUCGCCAGCUCCCGCGCCCGCUGCGGGCAGAGGCAAAAAGGCCAACAAGGGUCUUUCAUCUUCUAGCUCCUACACAAGCACCGAAGCAAAGGCCGAAGCAGACGCCGAAGCAAGCGCCAAAGCAAGCGCCAAAGCAAGCGCCAAAGCAAGCGCCAAAGCCAGCGCCGCAAGAGAAAAGGCCCAGUCACAGUCGCCUCCUCCCAAUGCAAGCACUUCCUCCAAGGAGAGACCGCAGCGAAUAUCGCCGCCGCAAAACACUGCCGUCAGCGCCGACGUACGUGCCAAGUCUGGCUCUAACCCGCGCCAAAAACUUACCGACAAUGAGCUGGCUGCCAAGAUGGAGAAGAUGAAGCUGCUGUCAGCAGAGAAGGCGCGCAAGUUUGAGAUGGCAGAACAAGACGAGAAGCAACACGCUGAGGCAUACGCGCGAGGAAUGGAAGAGGCGCGCAAGAGAAGAGCUGAGGAGGCAGAGAGGAGGAAACGCGGUGAAGAAGACAGACGCAAAUUGGAAGACGAGCGGGCUAAGAAUCGAGAGAGGAAACUCAAGGCUAUGAACAUUAAGGAUGGCAGCUGGGACGAAGGGAAAGAGGCCUUGGCUGAGGAGGAGGCUAGAAGAGGAUUCCGCGGCGCCAAUGGUGGCAUCAGGGGAACUAAGAGUCGAGGCCUAGGUGGAAGCCGAUUUGCUCAGGGCGAGGAAGUUCGGGGCGAGGAUGCUUGGGGCGAAGAAGCUCCGGAUGUCGACCGCUUCCUGGAUGACCGCUACCGUGGCCGUGGACGGGGAGGCCGUGGGAGAGGCGGCAAUGGCCGAGGCAGGGGUCGUGGCCGAGGCGGUUAUGAUGGACCAGUCAACGACUUUCGUCCAGCGGAACCAGAAGUCCCCGCUGUGGACAAAUUUAACAAAGCAGCCCCUGUUGUUGACGAUUUUCCUGCCCUUCCUGUUGGAAAGAACAGCGACAACAGUGGCAACACAAAAACGGACACAGAACAGAACAGCAGUGCAGAGCCAAAACCCACCAUGGCACAGGCGGCGAAGUUGGCGAUGGCCCCUGCUCCCCCGCCUCUACCGCCUAUUGAGCCUGGCGGUGCGUGGGAUGACGAGAUGGAAGCUCUUGAUGCUAUGAAACAGUCUAAACCAUAG
Messenger RNA from Trichoderma atroviride IMI 206040, 1377 nucleotides. NCBI's taxonomy places the organism in Eukaryota, Fungi, Ascomycota, Sordariomycetes, Hypocreales, Hypocreaceae. The record is from RefSeq and is a predicted model, not a curated record.